Messenger RNA from Opisthorchis viverrini, 851 nucleotides. RefSeq lists its product as hypothetical. Gene Ontology annotation, biological process: cell differentiation; negative regulation of transcription by RNA polymerase II; positive regulation of transcription by RNA polymerase II. The record is from RefSeq and is a predicted model, not a curated record. Gene Ontology annotation, molecular function: zinc ion binding; nuclear receptor activity; RNA polymerase II cis-regulatory region sequence-specific DNA binding. NCBI's taxonomy places the organism in Eukaryota, Metazoa, Platyhelminthes, Trematoda, Opisthorchiida, Opisthorchiidae. The annotation marks the transcript as partial. The transcript has 5 exons.
AAAAUAUCUUCGUUUCUUCAGUAAUCUGUAUUCAUUUUAAUUUAAAGUGCUUUUUCAUAUCGAGUUAUUUUAAUUCCCAGCUGUUGCAUCCUGGUUCAUUCAGUACAACCUAACCAUGGAUAAUAGGAGGCGCAACAAACAGUGCAACGUCUGUGGAGAUGCCGCGAUGGGUUUUAAUUUCGGCGCGGUGACAUGUGAAUCUUGCAAAGCGUUCUUCAGGCGUACUGCUCGGAAGGCACAGGUGGCUAAUUGCGUGUUCAAUGAAAAGUGUACAAUCACUGUUGCGACUAGGAGAUUUUGUUCUCACUGUCGUUUGAAGAAGUGCUUUGCUGCGGGUAUGAAGAGCAGCCUCAUUCUGGAUGACAAGGCCAAGCAAGAGCGUCACGAAAAAAUUGCCAAGAAUCGCCAAGCGCGCACAGAUCCAUUGUAUCCUAUCUCCAAACCUGGUUUGGACACCAAAACGGCAGUCGCAAGCAAUUCUGGUAACCUAUUCCUACAAGACGCAAACACCGGAGAGACCGCCACGGAUUCUUCAACCAGUGCCGUAGAAACUUUCGAGCGUCUGCUUUCCCCAGAUGCUCAAGAACCGAACGCGCUUUCGUCCAACAUGUCAUACACGAAUGAUCAGUGGCGAACAUUUCUGGAAAUCCCGACGGAAGCUGACGCUUCUCAUGUGUCGGACAUGAAUGACCGCUUGUACUGUAGGAACAGUCAGUCAUCCGCGUCCUCCUCCUUCACUUCUGGCGACUACCUCCAGGAACAGACUUCCACGGCUGCAGCCAAUACUACUGCCCCCGGUGUAGUUCAUACUGCACCUACCCCGGUGCUUUCCUGCUUCUCCGAUAAUGUAC